ACUUCUUCCAAACAUGUGACAAAGCGUUUUAGCACCUCGCCUCUGGACAGCCACCGGACCUUGUUGUGGAGCAGGAGGUCAGAAUAUAUGCUUUCCACCUCAUCCAAUAGCAAACGGAACUGGCGGUGGUUUAAACCCUUUGCCAUUAUUUUAUUAACAAUCUGAAUGACCACAUCCAUCACUUUUGUGCAUUCCGGGGGAAAUGUUUGAGCACACAAUGCCUCUUGGUGCAGGAUGCAAUGAAAUGACAGCAGCGUUCUACCCAGCGCCUUCUGCAGUAGAGCCACAAAGCCCUUCUGUGCUCCUCUCAUGCUCGGUGCCCCAUCAGUAGCCACUGAGACCAGGUGGUUGGUGUUUAUUUUUUUAGCACUUAAAAAGUCCAGGACAGCCUUACAGAUAUCCUCACCGCUUGUUUGGUCUUUUAGUGGUAUCAGCUCAAUCAGUUCUUCCUGUGGCCCAAAAGAGUUCACAUAUCGGCAGAACAGCGCUAUUUGUUCAAUAUCACCUUCAUCUUUGGACUCAUCACAGGCGAUGGAGUACGCCACAGCUGAAUUAAUGUCUUGAAUUUGCUGUUUGCUAAUGUUUUCUGCCAUUUUUAGGGUUCUGUCUUUGACAGUCUUCGCAGAGAGAGGCAUGUCUUUGAUUUUCUGCACAAUUUCAUUCUUGUUUUUGAAGUCCAUGUGUAGAUGUUCCGAAAUAUUAAUGAAUGCUUCUUUUAUAUACUCUCCAUCUGUGAAGGGCUUCCCGUGCUUGACUAUUUCCUGAGCGGCCACAAAACUAGCAUAUGUUGUGGAAUUUUCAGUCUUCACCCACUUCUUGAAAUUAUUUUUGCUCAUAUUAACCUUCCUCAUAAGUUCUGCAAUGGCUUUUCGUCUCUCAUCUCCAUCUGGAUAUUUUUCAGCAAAGGCUGUGUGUUUAUUCUGGAAAUGUCUUGCAAUAUUCGACUUUUUGUUGUUUGCAAAUUUCUCGCCACAUAUUAAGCAUACUGGUAAACCAGUCUCGUCAGUAGAGAAUGCGAAUGAUUCUGUCCAUGAGGAGCGGAGCUGAUGGAGGCAGCCAUGUUUUGCGUUACCUAGCAACGGCAACGUUAUUGCCUGUCACCGGGCGGGCAGUGUGGAGCGGAGCGGCGACGCCAGAGCAGGUGUCACAGUGCGCCUCCUCCCCUCGCUAGCAUCCGCCCCGGAGCCGCGGUCAAGGUUCAAAAGAGCCGCAUGCGGCUCCGGAGCCGCAGGUUGCCGACCCCUGGUAUAGCGAAACGUCGAACCUCCUCCUCCACCUCCACCACCUCCACCACCACCACCUCCACCACCACCUCCACACGAGGCAAUAGCUUCGUGUGUCACCUCCUCGCCACGACGGAGUAGAGAGCUCAAGACCCCCACCACCCACACAGACGUCUACGGAGCGAACCACGAGCGGCGGUGGCGGGCGGACUUCCGGCAGCAGAGGACAUCCACGUGACCGGCGGAGUCUGCGCUCAUUUCCCCUCUAGCGGCGGCGUCUGCGCUGGAAGCGUUUCGGGGCGGCGGACAUGGAGCAGCAGUACGAGGCGGUGGCCGAGUUGGGCGCUGGGGUCUACGGGGCCGCGACGGCGUUGAAGGCUCGCGACCUGCGAGACGAGGGCCGCUUUGUGGCGCUGCUCAAGGGCCUGCGCCUGCAGACAGGCCGGGGCCGGGAGGGGGAGACCUGGCAGCUGCAGCAGCUGCUGCAGCUCAUGAAGUUGGAGCACCCCAACGUGGUGAGGCUGCUGGACUUCGGCGUGGAUCCUGGCGAGGGCGACGCGCGGCUCGCCGUGGCCUUUGAGCUCGUGGACCGGGACCUGUCCACCUACCUGGGGACGUCGCCCCACACACCGUCCCACCACAUCAAGGAGGUGACGCGCCAGCUGCUGUGUGGGCUGCGCUACCUGCACGGCCACGGCCUGGAGCACGGCGAGCUCACGCCACGCAGCGUCCUGGUGACGGCCUCGGGGCGCGUCAAGCUCGCCGGCUGGGGGCUCGGACGCUUCCUCUUGGACAGCGCGAGCACGGCUCCCACCCCGGCGGUGUCCCCGUCGUGGUACCGCGCCCCGGAGCUGCUGCUGCUGCGGGUGACCUGCGGCCCGGCCGCCGACCUGUGGAGCGUCGGCUGCAUCUUAGCUGAGAUGUUUACACGCAGGCCUCUCUUCCCCGGAGGCUCCGAUGUCGAUCAGCUGGCGAAGAUAUUCGGUCUUCUGGGCGUGCCGAGCCUGGAGGAGUGGCCGCUCGGAGCCUCCCUGCCGCACACCGCUUUUGCCGGCCUCCGCGCUGCCCUUCCCCCGCGGGCUCUGGCUGACUCCACGCCGGAGGUCGGGCCGGAGGUCGCGCCGGACAACCAGAAUUUGGCGAUGGCGCUGAUGCUGGACCUGCUGACCUUCAGCCCCCGCAAGCGCAUCUCCGCGUCUGUCGCCCUGUACCAUCCGUACUUCUCUGAGGCCGCAGACGUGGCCAUGGGCGAGGGUACGGCCAUAAGCGAGGGUGCGGCCACGGGCGAGGGCGAGGCCUAAGGAGUAGGCCCCGGGGCGAGGCCUAAGGAGUAGGCCCCGGGGCGAGGCCUGAGGAGUAGGCCCCGGGGCGAGGCCUAAGGAGUGGGCCCCGGGGCGAGGCCUAAGGAGUGGGCCCCGGGGCGAGGCCUAAGGAGUGGGCCACUGGGCGAGGCCUAAGGAGUGGGCCCCAGGGCGAGGCCUAAGGAGUCGGCCCCAGGACGAGGCCUAAGGAGUAGGCCCCGGGCAGCAAGGCCGAGGGAGUUUGCGUCGUUUUUCGUUGGUCGCUUGUGUUGCGCCCGAAACGUUGCGAUUUGAUUUGUUUUAAU
Molecule: messenger RNA, 2829 nt
Organism: Lethenteron reissneri (Far Eastern brook lamprey)
Lineage: Eukaryota; Metazoa; Chordata; Hyperoartia; Petromyzontiformes; Petromyzontidae
Product: cyclin-dependent kinase 6-like
Biological process (GO): G1/S transition of mitotic cell cycle; regulation of G2/M transition of mitotic cell cycle; signal transduction
Cellular component (GO): cyclin-dependent protein kinase holoenzyme complex; cytoplasm; nucleus
Molecular function (GO): cyclin-dependent protein serine/threonine kinase activity; ATP binding; cyclin binding
Source: RefSeq, a predicted model, not a curated record